AUCCACCUCUCCUAAACUCUGGUGAAUUCCCUUUUGGUCAGCUGUCUGCUAUCCAGAGUGUGGGACUUGGUAACUUGUCUGCAAGCAAAAUCAUUCAUGGCAGGUGCAAUAAAGCUUCUCUCCAGACUUCCAGUUUUAAAGUCGGUUAGGAGCCCUAGAUUGCCUUAUAGAAUCAAGAGCCAAACCUGCAGUGGAUUGCCACCUCUGGAUUAUUCAGACUGUGAAGCCCUGUACAAAAAUGUGCCAGAACAUUUUAAUUUUGCAAGAGAUGUGCUGGAUAAAUGGCACCAAACGGAGAAGGAAGGAAAGAGACCUUCCAAUCCUGCUCUUUGGUGGAUAAGUGACAAAAAUGAGGAGGUGCGGUGGAGUUUUGAGGAGGUGGCACACUUAUCUAGGAAAGCAGCCAAUGUGUUCUCUGAAGUUUGCAAUUUGCAGAAGGGAGACCGAAUCAUAAUCAUGCUCCCAAGGGUACCUGAGUGGUGGUUGAUCACCAUGGGCUGCAUCAGAGCAGGUAUCGUCUUCAUUCCCGCCACAAUCCUAUUGACUCCUAAAGACAUACUGUACAGGUUCCAGCAAUCUCAGGCCAAAUGCAUAGUUACAAAUGAUGCCUUAGCUCCACUGAUUGACUCUAUUGCAUCCGAUUGCCCCUCACUGAAAAAUCGGGUGCUGGUCUCCAAAGACAGCAGGAGAGAAGGAUGGCUGAACUUCCAUGACCUGCUCAACGCUGCAGAGGAUGGUCACCAACCUGUUAAAACAAAGAGCAAAGAUCCAAUGACCAUCUACUUUACCAGUGGAACCACGGGUUAUCCCAAAAUGGUGGAACAUUCUUGUGGCAGUUUGGGGAUUGGGCUGACAGCUACUGGAAGGUACUGGAUGGAUCUAAGCUCUUCAGAUGUGAUCUGGAGUAUGUCUGACACAGGUUGGAUCAAAUUUGCCUUCAGCAAUUUGUACCCUACAUGGAUCCAAGGGGCGUGUGUCUUUUCACACGGCAUGCGCCAGUACAAUCCGACGGUUGCUCUCAUGACUCUCACUAAGUAUCCAGUGACAGUUUUCUGUGGCGCCCCAACUAUUUACCGCAUGCUUCUUCAGCACGACGUUAGCAGGUACAAGUUCAAGAGCCUGAGACGUUGCCUGACUGGUGGGGAGCCAACCAACACUGAACUGAUGGAGCAGUGGAAAGCACAGACAGGCCUGCAAAUCUAUGAAGGCUACGGGCAGACAGAGACCACUAUGAUAUGUUCAACUAGGAGAGGUAUGAAAGUCAAGCCUGGCUUUAUUGGAACGCCGGCCCCUCCCUUUGAUGUCCAGAUAAUCGAUGAACAUGGCAAUCGCCUGCCUCCUGGGGAAGAAGGAGACAUUGCUGUUAAAAUCAAACCGCAAAGGCCUCUAGGUCUCUUUUCUGGCUAUGUGAAUGACCCUGAGAAAACAGCCUCAACGGAACGUGGGGAUUUCUUCAUCACUGGGGACAGAGGGAUCAUGGAUGAAGAAGGAUACAUGCGGUUUGUUGCAAGAGCUGAUGACAUCAUUUUAUCCUCUGGGUAUCGCAUUGGGCCCAAUGAAGUUGAAAAUGCCUUAAUGCAGCACCCAGCCGUGGCAGAAUCCGCUGUCGUCAGCAGCCCAGAUCCUAUCCGAGGAGAGAUUGUAAAAGCUUUCAUCAUCCUGUCGCCUGCCUACGAAUCGCAGGAGAAAGGAAAAUUAAUUCUUGAACUGCAAGAACAUGUCAAAAAGGCAACAGCUCCAUACAAGUACCCCAGAAAGAUUGAGUUUGUGCACCACUUACCCAAGACAAUUUCUGGAAAAAUCCAAAGGAAGGAGCUGAGGAAGAAGGAGUGGGGGACAGUAGCAUAGUGGCAAAUUCAGAAGUGCAGGGUCCCUUCAUGAUAGUCAAAACCACACCACCUCUUCUGUGUGUUUUUUUGCUCCUGUGUUGAGAAUGAUAUCCUUGUUAAUACCUUCUCCCACAACAACAGACAUCCCUAGGAACCAAUAACCAUGAAAGGGGACAGUGUUAGCUACUGAAAAGAGUCUUCUCAGUGGCUGAUUCAUCUCCUUUCACUCUGAUUGGCUCAUAGGACACUGGAGACAUAGGGACCCUGCUGUGACCUUGCUCCUAAAAAAGUAAGAGGGGGUGAAAGCCUAAUGGGACUCUGAAACCAACAUGAAAGGAUUGGCUGUUAUUUGUCUCAACAGUCUCACAGGAUGGAUGAGCAGACAAAUGAUCAUGGUGCUGAUGGUGAACUCUUUCCCUCUGUGGUUAUUUGGAUGUCAGCAUUCAACAAAGUUCCAUUGCCUCAUCAUGGCUGUAAAAUGAUUAAUUUGCUUGCUUAUAACUGACACUGGUAAAUAAGACACCACUGAGCAUACGGUAACAUAUUAUGGGGUUUCUGUCUAUGCAUGAAGUCUGACAAUGAAAAUAAAAUGAAUAGCCUUCAAGUUGA
This is a messenger RNA of Rhineura floridana, 2438 nucleotides long. RefSeq names its product acyl-coenzyme A synthetase ACSM3, mitochondrial-like. Gene Ontology annotation, biological process: fatty acid biosynthetic process; acyl-CoA metabolic process. The record is from RefSeq and is a predicted model, not a curated record. Bases 97 to 1848 code for a protein of 583 amino acids. NCBI's taxonomy places the organism in Eukaryota, Metazoa, Chordata, Lepidosauria, Squamata, Rhineuridae. The transcript has 14 exons. Gene Ontology annotation, cellular component: mitochondrial matrix. Gene Ontology annotation, molecular function: fatty-acyl-CoA synthase activity; fatty acid ligase activity.